AUGUCAGGCCUACAGAGCUACUUAGAAUCAAUAAAUAACAGUGCAAACUCAUUGAAAACACUUUACUUCAGACCACCAGGCAUUUUCACAAAUGCCCUAAUUUCAAAACCAGAUAUAACUACACUUUUAAGAGAUGCUGAUAAUUAUGAAAACACACUAUAUCACGUUGAUCCACAGGGAAAAGCUGAAAGAGUUGAUGGUACUAGAGGUGUGGUGGACCAUUUGAAUGAUGAGUUUGAAAAUUUAGAGAUCCAACAACAGCUGAACAGUGACGGUAAUGAAAUACAGAAUUACCAAACAGAAUUUAAUAGACCUUCAGUUGUCCUUGUACCUAAAGAGAUUGAUACAACAGUUGAAUCUUCAGAGCAAAGUAAAGGUGUAAAGAACUUGUUGAAGAAAUUUAAUGAAGCAAAUCAAGGUGAUUAUGAUGUUGAUGUGUUGUGUGAAACGGUUAGACAACUUUUGGAAAAAUAUCCUAUUGAUGGCGUUAAUGAAGAGCUUGAAAACUAUGUAAGAAAAUGGGAGUUGUUAAAUUCUGAAAUCAUGAAACAUGAAGAGACAAUAGAGAAACAAAGAAGGCAACUAUCCAUGUUAAACAUAUCAUUGAAUGAUAGGGAACUCGGGACAGAAAAGACACAACCAAAAAAGAAGUCUGCAAAAGAUCUAAUAGCACAGGAGGAAGAAGAAAUCAGACGAUUAGAAGCAGAGUUAUCACAAAGGAGUAAAGAGCAAAUAUGA
Hansenula anomala is the source of this 738-nucleotide messenger RNA. It is a transcript of the gene SPC34, whose product is annotated as Spc34p. The coding region runs from base 1 to 738 and encodes 245 amino acids. The record is from RefSeq and is a predicted model, not a curated record. Lineage: Eukaryota; Fungi; Ascomycota; Saccharomycetes; Phaffomycetales; Wickerhamomycetaceae. The transcript is spliced from 2 exons. Gene Ontology annotation, cellular component: spindle microtubule; DASH complex. Gene Ontology annotation, biological process: attachment of spindle microtubules to kinetochore.